GUUAAUUUAAUACAUCGCGACUGAUCCAAGAUCCCUUACAGAUGAUGAAAACUUGCCUUUUAUAACUUUCAAACAAUGGCUUUUGAAAAUCCAAUCAAUAAUAAAGAGUGAAAAAAACAUUUCAAAUCAAAAAUAAAAUGUCGGUCGUAAAUUUAGCAACAUAAAGAACCCGCUGCACCUUUAUUCUAAAAUCUUCCCUGAUUUCACCAUGUUCGUCUUCAAGAAAUCCAAAACCCUGCAACUCAUAAUCCAUACUUUCCACUCCAUCCACACUCAAAUCACUUCACACCCCAUAAUUUCCUUCUCCAUCUUCUCCCUUUUACUCAUCCAAAUCCUCAUCUUCUGUUCUCGCUCCCCGCCGCCGGUAUCACCCCCAUCUCCGCUCCAUGACGACAACUGCCAUCACGGUAAGGUCUACGUCUACCAACUCCCAACCAUGUUUAACUUCGAUUUAAUUGGUAACUGCGUAGAUUUAGACCCAUGGCAUUGGCAGUGCGGCGUCGCCACCAACGCCGGUUACGGAAUGACAGCCAUCGAGCUCGCCGGAAUUAUACCGGAGAGUUUAGUUCAGCUCUGGUACCGGACGAAUCAGUUUUCCUCGGAGAUUAUUUUCCAUAACCGGAUCCUGAACCAUAAAUGUAGAACGAUGGAUCCGGGAUCUGCUACGGUUUUCUAUAUACCGUUUUACGCUGGACUCGCCGUCGGAAAAUAUCUCUUCUCCGACAGUAGUAAUGAAGAACGUGAUUUUCAUGCCGAGAAGUUAAUAGAGUGGGUCCAGAAUCAACCGUACUGGCGGAGAUCCAACGGUUCUGAUCAUGUUAUGGUUCUAGGACGAAUCACAUGGGAUUUCCGCCGGUUAACCGACCCGGAAAAGCGAUGGGGCUCCAAGUUCUUAAACAUGCCGGAAAUGCAAAACGUCACGCGCCUCACAAUCGAGAGAGCACCGGGGGACUACCAUGACAUUGGUAUACCUUACCCCACUGGAUUCCACCCUCGUUCCGACACCGAUAUCCAAACCUGGCAAACCUUCGUCCGAACCUACAACCGAACCAGCCUUUUCACUUUCGUCGGAGCGGCGCGUGACGACGUCGGAGACGAUAUCAGAGGAUUAUUGUUGCGAACCUGCCGGAACGAGUCCACUUGCCGAGUGGUGGAUUGCGCAGUGACUCCCUGCGCUAAUGGAAGCUCGGCGAUAAUGGAGUCUUUGCUCGGAUCGGAAUUCUGUUUGCAGCCGAGAGGUGAUAGUUACACGAGACGUUCGGUGUUUGAUUGCAUGGUGGCUGGUGCGGUGCCGGUUUUGUUCUGGAAUCGGACUAUGUACGACCAAUACGAAUGGUACUUGCCGGAUGAACCGGAAAGUUACUCGGUUUUCAUAGAUCACGGCGAUGUUUCAGAGGGGAAGAAAUCAAUAAAGGGGGUUCUGGAGAGCUAUGGUAGGGAAGAGUUGAGGGAGAUGAGAGAACGAGUUAUCGAAACUAUACCUAAGAUCGUGUAUGGUGACAUAGGUAGUAGCAAUAACGACAUGAAAGACGCAUUUGAAAUUGCAGUGGAUGGGGUUUUGAGGAGGUUUAAGGCGGAAACAGAUCAACGACGACGGCAAGAAUCCGCCAUUAAUGUCGCCGGAGAUUGAAUAUAUGUCGUUUAAACCGACUUUUUACUUGAUUCUAACCAUCUGGGGGAUCUGGUAAUAUGUGCAUUACAGAAUUUGCCACCUUUGUUUUUAUU
This is a messenger RNA of Cynara cardunculus var. scolymus (artichoke), 1725 nucleotides long. Its product is annotated as xyloglucan galactosyltransferase XLT2-like. Gene Ontology annotation, molecular function: galactosyltransferase activity. The coding region runs from base 209 to 1630 and encodes 473 amino acids. Lineage: Eukaryota; Viridiplantae; Streptophyta; Magnoliopsida; Asterales; Asteraceae. The transcript has a single exon. Gene Ontology annotation, biological process: xyloglucan biosynthetic process. The record is from RefSeq and is a predicted model, not a curated record.